This is a messenger RNA of Eutrema salsugineum, 514 nucleotides long. RefSeq names its product defensin-like protein 206. Lineage: Eukaryota; Viridiplantae; Streptophyta; Magnoliopsida; Brassicales; Brassicaceae. The record is from RefSeq and is a predicted model, not a curated record. Bases 50 to 343 code for a protein of 97 amino acids. The transcript is spliced from 2 exons.
CCAGACUAAAGUUUAUUGACAAGAAAAACAAAAAGAAUAAACAAAGGAAAUGGCAAAGAAUCUCAACUCCGCCAGCUUCACCCUUCUCUUGCUUGUCCUCGCGAUGGCUUCCACCGAAUUCCUCAAGACUGAGGCUUUGCCUGGGGUGGAGUGCCCACCUGGAAGUGGAUGCCUUGACCCGGCUAAGCGUGUGUUCUUAGGCGAGUGCGGGGACGAGCCGUUCCUAGGUACAGACUUGGAUUGCUGUGAAUGUUGCAAAAAGACAUUCCCGAUUCCUCCACUCUGUUGGGCGGUCGUUGAGGGAUCCGACCUACACUGCCAUUGCUACCAAAAGAAGGUUUAAAAUAACCUCAUGAAAUGUAAUUACCAAGUGUAACUUCUGUUCUCAUUCGGUGUGAGGACAUUGCAUGUGUGUAUGUUUAUGUUCAAGUUUCUUUUACUUCCAAAUAAAACAUCAAGGGCAAAGCUUAUCACUUGCUUGCCCCUCCUCAAGUGUAAGCUUAUGUUGUGUGUG